GCUACAACUAAAAGCGCGUCCAUGGUUUCAGGUGAAAGUCAAGGGUGUGAAUGGUGGCUUUUACUAGCAGUAUAAAUACAACGCGCGCACCCGCGCCGCUGGAUUUAGUGGACUGGGACGUCCUGAAGCAGGAUUACAGCAGCAGAUCUGCAGCCAUGGCUGACACUUUGAGAAGACUAGUGAACUCCUCUCCGUACAGUGUUUUGCAGGACAAACUGGACGCUUGGUACAAAGACUAUCAUGUUUAUUCUUGUGACCAGAACCUCAAUAGGUGCUGUGAGCUGGUCGAGCUCACCUCAAAAAUACAGGGUCAAUUGUUCACCAUUCUCAACCUUACAGCACAAGAGGGUGGACAUUAUUCAGGGGUCGACACACUGAAAUCUCGCCUUUUGCCAUGGCUUGGCUCUUGCUUCACCAUUGCAGCUUCAUCUGUCUCCUCAGAUACCAGCCUCAGCCUCAUUCAGGAAUCUGUGGAGAAAGAUCGGAAGAUUCGUGAGCUGUCCUCAGUGCAUGAGAGCAACUUGCAGAAAAUUGAAGACCAGCUGUGCUCUACACGUAUAGAGCUGGACUCAGUAAAACGGGAGCUUGUUGACACCCAUAUUGAACUGGAUUCCACAAAAAAUAAAUCUGCAACCACCCUGUUGGCCACAGAGGAUGAAAUCCUACAUCUGAAGUCAGAGUUGCGAGUGGCACAAGACCAGCUUGAUCUGUAUAAGAGAAAGCUAGAUGUCCUGGAUGAUUAUGAGAGGCAGGUGAGAAUCCUACGAGAUGAGGUUUCCUACCUCAGUGCUGAGAAAUCUGUUCUGCAGGAGAGGUUAGUCCGGAGCCGUUCACCUAGUCCUCUUCUGCGCCGGAGUCGCUCGGUUAGUCCUGUCCGGGGUGAAUCUCCUACCCGUGCACAGCUCACCAGCUCCUCUCGACACUCUCGACUGGUCUCCCGUUUCUCAGAUCUGUACGCCACUGAGAGGUUAGAGUCCCAGAGUCUCCUGCGCAAAUACAUUGAUGACCUGGAAACAGUCCAGAGGAUCCUGUUUAUUGCUGCUGUGGAAUCGUUUCAGGCAGCUAAGCUGGCCUAUCGGCAGUUUAAAUCACGCGUGAGGAAGACACUUUCCUCUACUCACAUUGGUCCUGAGAGUCUGGAGGAUGCAGUGGUGGAUUAUAUUGUGAGAAAUCUGGACCUAUAUGAUGUUCAGACCAGCAUUAAUGAUGUGAUUAACGCGAUGAACGUAAACCCACGCAUCUCUUUCCCUCCGGAGGUGGACUUUGUUCUGAUCAGCAGCUUCAUUAGAGAAGCCUGUCGAAUAGCUUUCGCCAUGCAAACUCUGGACCCUCCUCUGGACCUGGCCUUCAGCUCAGAUGGAGAACUCUACAGUGAUGUUAAGUACCGGCGCAGUUUUGACUCUGAGUUUACGGCUCCGCUAGUGGCGUUUCACGUGUGGCCUGCGUUGCUGGAGGGAGACACUGUCAUACUGAAGGGAGAAGCGGUCACAAGGAGAGGAGCUCUGUGGAAAAGCCGAAGUCGUAGCUCCAGUCCUGUUCGCUCUCGCUCAGGAAGCCCCAGCCGCACAUUUAUGGCCAGUCAUAGUCGGAGCCCCUCUCCUGGACGUCUCUCAAGCAGUCGACUUUGAAACCUGACCUCACUUCACACCAGAUACAGGACCAAACAAAAGCAGAAUGAUCAAAACAUUUCUCUUUUUUUCAACUUGAACGUCUUUUUUAAUGUGUGGGAUGAAUUAGAAACAAAGCAGUUACUUCUGAAUGGUCAUUAUUAAAGUUUUAAACAGUAAGCACUAUCUACAUGUGUAAAAAAACUCCUUAGUGAACUGCACUUGAUAGGGGCCAUAGGACUGGCUAGGUAAACCUUAAUUGUAUCAGAUUAGCAUAAUGGCUCAUAGUUAAGAAAACAGGUCUCUUAAAGUUGAUAUUUUACUCAGUUAUUAACAUCAAUCACAGUCACUUCACCGUUCAAAAGUUU
Molecule: messenger RNA, 1975 nt
Organism: Danio aesculapii
Lineage: Eukaryota; Metazoa; Chordata; Actinopteri; Cypriniformes; Danionidae
Gene: spata18
Product: spermatogenesis associated 18
Exons: 12
Coding region: 51-1628 (525 amino acids)
Biological process (GO): mitochondrial protein catabolic process; mitophagy by internal vacuole formation
Cellular component (GO): mitochondrial outer membrane
Source: RefSeq, a predicted model, not a curated record